CCCGGCACGGUCAGGCCGCGGGGGGCGGUUCCCGCCGGGGCGGGGUGCCGCGAUGCCGGGGUCGCCGCGGCGGGCAGGGUCAGGGCCAGGGCGGGAGGCGGCCGCCCGCCGCCGCCCUCGUCCCCCUCGCCUCGCCUAGGCCCUGCCGGGGGUUGCCGGGAGCCCUCCCCCGCCGCCGCUCGCCCGGGGCCUCCGGUGCCGACGGGAGGAGCCGCGAAGGUCCUGCCCCGAGGAAUGGCUGCGGAUGUCCACAAGAAGAAAGGCUGGGAAGUGCCCAACGGGUCCCUGGCGCCGGGAGAUGGGCAGCACGCGGAGCGGUCGGAGAGCCCCACGCCGGGGCUGGCACAGGGGACGGAGCCAGGGGCGGGCCAGGAGGGAGCCAUGUUCGUGCACACCCGCUCCUACGAGGACUUGACGAGUCCCGAGGACGGGGCGGCCACGGCGCGGAGCCCGGAGGAGAGGCAGGGGGAGCCGGCCGAGCCGACCAGCAUGGAGCAGAUCAGCAAGGACUUCAGUGAGCUGAGCACACAGCUCACGGGCAUGGCCCUCGACCUGGAGGAGGAGAUGAGGCAGAGCAAGGAGGGGAAGCUGGAGCCAUCCCCGCAGACCACCCGCCGCGACUCGGUGCUGUCGGGCAAGGAGGAGGAGGACGUGACCAUGGACGCCUGGCGCAUGCACCGGAAGCACGUCUUCGUGCUGAGCGAGGCGGGCAAGCCUGUGUAUUCCCGCUACGGCUCUGAGGAGGCCCUCUCCAGCACCAUGGGUGUCAUGAUGGCCCUGGUGUCUUUCCUGGAGGCCGAGAAAAACGCCAUCCGGUCCAUCCACGCAGAUGGCUACAAGGUGGUCUUCGUGCGGAGGAGCCCGCUGGUGCUGGUGGCAGUGGCGCGAACCCGGCAGUCAGAGCAGGAGAUCGCCCACGAGCUGCUGUACAUCUACUACCAGAUCCUGAGCCUGCUCACCUGGACCCAGCUCAACCACAUCUUCCAGCAGAAACAGAACUAUGACCUGCGCAGGCUUCUGGCCGGCUCCGAGCGCAUCACUGACAACCUGCUGGACCUCAUGGCCCACGACCCCAGCUUCCUCAUGGGUGCUGUGCGCUGCCUGCCCCUGGCUGCCAGCGUUCGGGACGCUGUCAGCACCAGCCUCCAGCAGGCCAAGGCCAAGAGCCUGGUCUUCUCCAUCCUCCUGUCAGGGAACCAGCUGGUAUCUCUUGUGAGGAAGAAGGAUCAGUUCCUCCACCCCAUUGACCUCCAUCUGCUCUUCAACCUAAUCAGCUCUUCUUCCUCCUUCCGGGAGGGUGAAGCCUGGACUCCCAUUUGCCUCCCCAAGUUCAACUCUAGUGGCUUCUUCCAUGCCCACAUCUCCUACCUGGAGCAGGAGAUGGACCUGUGCCUCCUGCUGGUCUCCACUGACCGCGAGGACUUCUUCACUGUCUCUGACUGUAAGCGGCGCUUCCAGGAGCGCCUGCGGCGGCGGGGGGUGCACCACGCUCUGCAGGAGGCCCUGCGCACCCCCUUCUACAGCGUCGCCCAGGUGGGCAUCCCUGACCUCCGGCACUUCAUCUACAAGUCCAAGAGCUCGGGGCUCUUCACCAGCCCCGAGAUUGAGGCACCCUACGUGCGGGAGGAGGAGAAGGAAAGGCUCUUGGGGCUCUACCAGUACCUCCACAGCCGGGCUCACAACUCUUCGCGCCCCCUGAAGAACAUCUACUUCACGGGCCCCCGUGAGAACCUCCUGGCCUGGGUAACCAACGCCUUCGAGCUCUACAUAUGCUACAGUCCCCUGGGGACCAAGGCUGGUGCCAUCAGCGCUGUCAACAAGCUCAUGAAGUGGAUCCGCAAGGAGGAAGACCGACUAUUCAUCCUCACGCCCCAGACGUACUGACAGGCAUCGCCCAGGGCAUGGUGCCAGCCGGGGGAGCCCCUGCUGUGACGGGGAGCUUGUCCCACAGGGAAGCCGGGGCUGUGAGCCCAGGGGAGAGGGCAUGGUGGGACCCCGGAGCAUGGGGAAACCCACCCAUGGGACUGUCCAACCUGGGUGUUAGAGAUGGGGUGCGCAGCUGCCUGGGGAGGGGGUGAGCUGGAUUUUCUCUCAUCUGCAGGCAGUGCUCCCCAGCUGCUGGGGGGGAAAGGCUGCCCUUUCUCUGCGGCCCCUGGGUUGUGGGGGUCCUGGAGCGGGGCUACCUGUACCCCAGGUGGCUGGAGGGGAGCUGAGCCCCUGGGUCCUGCUGCCUAUGCCUGGCAUCCUCCUUUCUCUGCCAUCCUGUGGCUGUGCCAAGGGUGGGGGUCACCAGGGGAGAUGUGGCAGCACUCAGGGGACGCCUGUGCUGCUGUGCCCGCAGAUGGCGGGUGACACCACCAAGGUGAGGGACAGGGCUGGCCUGGGACGUACACUGUUCCUCUCCCUGCCCUGGGGGAGCCAGGCCCCAGCAGGUUUGCCCCCUUGGCAUCUGUGUGAGCCCAGACCCUUCCCAGUGUGGCCAUGAGAAGGAUGUCCCUGGGGAUAUGUCCCUGGGGAUGCUGCCAGGCAGGGUGGCUGGUCAGCCUGCCCCAGCUGGGGCAGUGGGCUCCUGCCCACCUCCCCAUGGGGACACAGAGCAGCCCCAGAGAGACUCGGCGUGCCCGUCGGGGUGCUUGUGGGCUCAUGUGCUGGCUCCUGGGCAGUGGACCCUAAAGGAGCAGCUCAAGCAGAGCCCUCUGGAGACCCCUCUGGCAUGGGGCCUUGGUGUCCCCCCAGCCCAAGGAGGGUCUUCCCCUUGGCGUGGGGGGCACCUGCCCCCCAAAACCAGCCCCUUGAGCCAGCUACGCUGAGGUUGCUGCACGGGGACCACCUCCUCCCUGGCCAUCCCCAGGCACUGGUGUGGGACUGAGCACCUGUGAACGCUGCGGCACGCUGGGCACGGCCCAACCCCACGUUUUGGGGCUGUCCGCCAAGGGCUGGGACAGGUGUCUGAGGAGAGGCAGAGCCACCGGGGCGGCACCGAGACACCAAGGGAGCUGGAAAGGACCCGGCAGGGCUAGCGCAGGGACUCUGCUCCUGUAU
Molecule: messenger RNA, 3042 nt
Organism: Chroicocephalus ridibundus (black-headed gull)
Lineage: Eukaryota; Metazoa; Chordata; Aves; Charadriiformes; Laridae
Gene: MON1A
Product: MON1 homolog A, secretory trafficking associated
Exons: 6
Coding region: 235-1884 (549 amino acids)
Biological process (GO): protein secretion; vesicle-mediated transport; protein targeting to vacuole
Cellular component (GO): Mon1-Ccz1 complex
Source: RefSeq, a predicted model, not a curated record